This is a messenger RNA of Podarcis muralis (Common wall lizard), 10402 nucleotides long. The record is from RefSeq and is a predicted model, not a curated record. NCBI's taxonomy places the organism in Eukaryota, Metazoa, Chordata, Lepidosauria, Squamata, Lacertidae.
UUGCAAAUCGGGCGGCACAGAAAGUGGCAUUUCUCCAGUCUUUGGGAGGCCAAUUUCCUUCCGACUCGAGCAGCCGCGCGAGUAAAACACGAUCCAAGCGGGGUUGGGAAGAUCGGCGAGCCCAGGCGCGGCCAGCGCGGUUUCCUCGCUUGCCCGGUGCCGGGCGAACGCUCGUCCCCUUUGGGCGGGUCGCUCCCCGCCUGCGCCGCGCCGGACUUUGCAGCCGCCGCUCGUCCACUUCGGGCCUUCGCCGAAGAGCCACACUUUGCGCCUCCUCCUCCUCCGCCGCCUGCUCCACAGCAGCAGCAGCAGCAGCAGCAAGAAGUCGAAGGGUUUGUGGAGAGAGAUUGCGCUGUCCUCCUGCCUGCUCUUGGUGGUGCUUGGCGUUUUCCUUUUUUAUUUUUGUCUGAGGAUAAAAAAUAUAUAUGGGAUUCUGAUGUUGGGCCAAAUUCUCUCCACCGUCAUGAGCUCCGAGGCGGGGUUACAGACCAGCAUGGAGUAGAGCGAGAGGCAGCGCCAGAAGGAGCCGCCGCCGCCGCCGCCGCCACAGCUACAGAGAGCGAGAGAGACGCGAGAGCACCCAGCGCCGCCGCCCGAGCUAUGCCGCUGCUCGCCUUGUGAACACCCAGUCCCGCAAAAGCAGAGUCCCCAAGUAACCAUGUACUCCCCAUACUGCCUGACCCAGGAUGAAUUCCACCCCUUCAUUGAAGCUCUUCUUCCUCAUGUCCGUGCGUUUUCUUACACAUGGUUCAACCUGCAAGCUCGGAAACGAAAGUACUUUAAGAAGCAUGAGAAGCGGAUGUCGAAGGAUGAGGAGCGCGCUGUGAAGGACGAAUUACUUGGUGAAAAGCCUGAGAUCAAGCAGAAAUGGGCAUCCCGGCUGCUGGCCAAGCUACGCAAGGACAUCCGCCCGGAAUUUCGCGAGGACUUCGUCUUGACCAUCACGGGCAAGAAAGCACCGUGUUGUGUCCUCUCCAACCCAGAUCAGAAGGGCAAAAUCCGCAGGAUUGACUGCCUGAGGCAGGCUGACAAGGUUUGGAGGCUGGACCUAGUUAUGGUCAUCUUGUUCAAAGGGAUCCCUCUUGAAAGUACUGACGGGGAGCGGCUAUACAAGUCGCCGCAGUGCUCAAACCCGGGCCUUUGCGUCCAGCCACACCACAUUGGAGUCACAAUUAAAGAACUGGAUCUUUACUUGGCGUAUUUUGUUCACACUCCUGAAUCCGGACAAUCAGACAAUUCAAACCAGCAAGGAGAUGCGGACAUCAAACCACUGCCCAAUGGGCAUUUGACUUUCCAGGACUGUUUUGUGACAUCGGGUGUCUGGAAUGUUACGGAGCUGGUGAGAGUGUCACAGACUCCUGUUGCCACAGCGUCUGGUCCAAAUUUCUCACUGGCUGACCUCGAGAGUCCCAGUUACUACAACAUCAAUCAAGUGGCUCUUGGUAGACGGUCAAUAACAUCUCCACCUUCUAGCAGUUCCACCAAGCGGCCCAAGUCGAUAGAUGACAGCGAGAUGGAGAGCCCUGUAGACGACGUGUUCUACCCUGGGACAGGGCGGUCCCCAGCAGCUGGCAGCAGCCAGUCCAGUGGGUGGCCCAACGAUGUGGAUGCAGGACCGGCUUCUUUAAAGAAGUCAGGGAAGCUGGAUUUCUGCAGUGCCCUGUCCUCCCACACCACCUCCCCGAGAAUGGCUUUCACCCAUCACCCGCUGCCUGUCCUAGCAGGAGUCAGACCAGGAAGCCCCCGUGCCACAGCCUCGGCCCUGCACUUCCCAUCAACCUCCAUCAUCCAGCAGUCCAGCCCCUACUUCACACACCCGACCAUCCGCUACCACCACCACCACGGCCAGGACUCGCUGAAGGAAUUUGUGCAGUUUGUAUGCUCGGACGGCUCAGGCCAGGGCUCCGGGCAGCCUAACGGUAGCGGCCAGGGCAAAGUCACGGGGUCAUUUUUGCUGCCGCCGCCACCACCUGUGGCCAGACCAGUGCCCCUUCCAAUGCCUGAUACAAAAUCCACCAGCACUAACCCAGAGGGCGGAGCGCCGACACCAACGUCACCCUCAUUCUCAGCGCCAGGCUCCUCCUCCUCUGCCAACCGGUUUGUCGGCAUCGGACCCCGGGACGGCAACUUUCUAAACAUCCCCCAGCAAUCUCAGUCUUGGUUCCUCUGACGGGAUCUUCAAGCGAAGAAAAAUAAUAAUGAUGAUGGUGAUGAUGAUGAUGAUGAUGAUGAUAAUAAUAAGUUUUCGCUCACGUCCUGAGAAUCAGAAUCUUCAGUCCUUAACCCAUAUCUUCACUGAGCUGCUCCUCUUCAAGGAAAAGUAAGAGACGUUGGGUAACACUACAGAUGAGAAGCUUAAAAGAAUUACGUUGGACCUCCCCGAUCCAAAGCAGAUUUUUGCAUUUGCGUAGAAGAGGCUUGUCUUCUGCAAGGAAUCCCAUCAACACCUACAGAAGUCACGUAAUCCUGUUUCAAUGAUAUGAUAGUUCUGGACAGGCUAUUCAAGCAAUGGUUAAAAAAAGAAAGGGGUUUCUCUUAUUCAUCAUGGGGAAGGAAUAGCAUUCACAUUAACCAGCCUCAAACCCCCAAAAUUUGCACCAAGUUUUGCUAGGGGUUAUGUUUGUUGCAAAAUGAAAGAGGAGGCACUUUCUUAAUGCCUCAACUGCCUACCAGCCUAAUUCCUAUGAGCCUAUUUGCGACUUGAGGAGAGUUGUGUUUCUAGGUCACUCAAUUUGCUUUUUGAAACUUCGCAAUGUGGUACAGGGGCAGCAGGAAAAUGAAGUUUGUCCUAAAUUCAAAUAUCCUCCUAAAUAUGUUUUUUAAAGCGUGUCCAGUGUGGUGCACUGGUUCACAAUUGGAACUGGCUAUGAUUAGAGCAGUACUAGGGUCAUAAUGCUUGGUUGGCAUUCACAGCACAAACAUCUCCUACCAAACAUAAAUUCCCCCUUGCAGUAAAUUCCCUUGUUAAUGAAAUUUAACAUAGCAUCCUCAUUACUUAAAAAAGCAAAAACAGAAACGCUCCUGACUACCAGAUGCCGAGACAAUAUUCCAUUCCUGAGCAAGAGGGGAGGCUCUCCCUAGUGCCCUCUCCCUGUCUCUCUGAGACAAAACCACACACACCUGACACAUCCUGGUGUCUGGUGACUCCUGGUGUCCUUUGCCAUUGAUGAACCUUUCCUGCAUCUCAGAUAUAUAUAUAUAAUAACACCUUAGGGCUUAUGUAGAAGGCACUCCCAGUCAUAUUCUCCAUGAACUGGGAUCCCUUCACAUACAAGAAAGGCAGGCACUCUUGGGUUCACGAGUCCAAGACGGAUUGGGCUGGAAAGUGUUUCUAAGUAUUUCUCUUAGCAAAGAGAGCAUCUGCUACCACUGCCAUAGGGCAAAUGACACUUGGAGACCCAGUGGAUGCUUACUAAAAACAUUGUAAAAAGAAUCCAUUGACAAGAGAGCAAAGAGGCCACAUUCAAGUUGUACCCCAGACAAAUCACUGGAGCAAAGGCAGCUGGCUCAGUCAGGCACGUUUCUGCAGAGCUUGUAGCCUGUUCUGGACAGGUUGGGCUGUGUCCCUUUCCUCUGAGUUCCAGUAUUUUCCUUUUGAGGUUUUGGGUGUCUGUUGUUACUAUGGUUUGAUGCUCUUCCUGAUCCCUUUUCUCCACUUUGUUCUUUUCCUCCUUUAGUUGUAGCAUUUCCUUUGGCUUCCUCUACAUACAGGUGACAACAGCAAAGAAAUUAAACGCUAGGGUUUUGUGGUCAUCGUUGAGACAAACAAAAAGAAAAACCCUUUGAGCUUAGAACAUAUGAACACUCUCAGCAAAACUUCAGCGCAACAAAAUUAAUUGUAUAGAGUUAGAGGUAGUGGAAGCUGCCUGACUGGUAGAUGUGAAGGUUUGACAUUGCCGGCUGUACACUACGCAUGCACACAUACGCACCAGAAUCGACCACACAGCUCCGCACAAUUUCCUCUUCCCUUUCUCAGACUACAAAAGAAUAAUAAUAAUUAAUAAUAAUAAUAAUAAUAAGUGAGGAGAGCAAGCGCCCCCCUCUGUUUUGCACCAAUGAGAUCUUCAUUAUUUAUUUUCCAAAGGUCUGUGGAAGAGGCCCCUCUCUUUCUCCUUUUUUACCCCCAUGCUAAGCUUUGGGGGCAGGAGCUUUGCCAAAUUCUUUGGGGUUCACCCCCCUCCCCACCCCAUCUUCCCUGUUAAAUGUGUCCAUCUCUGCAUGAGGGGUCACUGGUUGUUACAGGGCAACUCCACAUGGUAUACUUAGGAUAGGCGUUUGCUGCACCACCUGCCCCCCUAGCAACUCCCUGCCAUCCACCGUGACAACCUUCAGGGGCAGCGUGGCUGGCAGUAGCGCUAUGUUGUGUUGUUGAAUGAACUCCAGUAAGGGUUAGGGAUUGUCUGAUUUGGAGUGGAUCUGGAGAAUGCUGCAGGGAAUGGGCUCCCAUGCCAUCUGCCCAGGGCAAUUGCAUUUGGGUUUCUGGCUUGCAGUGCCUGGAGUUGCCCCCAAAUGACCGUGCAAGAAAACAAGUUGAUCUAGAGAACCUCCUGAAGCCCCUCUCCUCUCUGCCACAGUGAUCCCCAGCUGAUGCAUCAGCAAGUUCUGGAGCAGACAUAGUCAGGAGCUGCUGGCGGGACCAGGUAUCUGCAUCCCUGUCUAAGUGCAAUGAUUUUCCAGUUCCAAAUGGAGAAACAGGGUCAAGGAAGGGAAUUCUGAGGGCUGCAGAUCUGCCCCUCCCCUCCACCAGCAGUUGGCUUCCCUGCUUAUCCCCAUUCACACCCACCGGUUCCCAGAUGUCAGAGGAACACACACACACACACACUCUUUCUCUAACACACACACACACACACACACACACACACACACACACACACCUUUAACAGUGGCCACCCUUAUCAGAGGCCUGCUUUCAUGGAGGAGUCAUGAAGCCUGACCCUGCACAGCUGCAGGACAGCUGCUGCAUGAAGGGAGGGAGUUCUUCUCCAUGAGGAAUGUGGUAAGGGAGCAAGUAGCCUGCCGAAAAUACAUGUACACGUUUCAGUUGGCUGACAUAAUUGGCUGCUGCAUGUGGAGCCGCCUGCCUGAGGCUUCCAUCUUUGGCAUGAGUCAGGUCUGCUCUUGCCCAGUCAGACUGCAGACCUGGAUUGCAUGGAGUCUAGGAGUGGUGCUUUGCUGCUUCCCCCAUACCAGGGCCCUCACCCAAUACCUUCAGUAAAAUGCAACUCAGAGGUGAAAUACAACCUUUCAGAGACUAAGCAGCUGGGGAUGUAGAAAGACAAUGAUUUUGAAGAGUGUGUGUUGAGAGAGGGGUCACCUUGCAUUUCGCGUCGCCUCUCAGGAAGCAGAUAUUUCAGGGUUUUGAAACAACCCGAAAAGCUGUUUACCAGAGGCAACAAUGGGAUAAGUGUAUACAACACAAAUUGGUCAUUCCUCUUUCAGACUGCUCUCAGAUCUAUGAGAACAAAUGAAUAGUAGUCUCUAGCCAAAUAUCCAUAAAGUAAUUUAGGCAAGCACUGAGGGUUGAGCUUACAUCUGUGACAUGGGCAGAGAUCAGAGCAGUAACUGGAAUUGGGACACAGCCUCGUUCCUUGUCGUGAGGUUGGAAGGCUCCCAGGUUUUAAGCCCAAGGUUAUGUCUAUGUCCUUAAGAGCACAAAGAAGUUCUGCAAAUGUCAGAAUGGAAACCAUUCCCACCUUGGUGGUCUUAAGAAAACAGACGUCUCCUGUCCUCCAGUGCAGUCUGCCCCCUCCCCUCCUCAGCAUCCUUUCUCCUGCAAAGUACCAAUCGCCCUUCUUUCCCCUGGUUGCGUGGGACAUGGUCCCAUUGUGAUCUAAAUCACGAGACUUUGAGGUGAGAUGAAGUUGAAGAUAACUCAAGCCUUGCAGUCCAGGGCAAGAAGGCACCUACUACAGCAUCUGGAGUGCUGUGCAUAUUUCAUUUUAUUUUGACAUAAGAAUCAUUUGGAGCAUUUCCCCAAUUGAGAAAGACAGUGUCCCUCCCCAAUUCUUAAAAAGUGCAUCCAAGCUCCUGGUGACCAUUUCUGAAUGCAGAGCAAUGUGCAAAAAGCGGGUGGGGGUGGCCCAAACCAGAAAAUAAAUACCGACGGCCACCAUAGUUGGUGCUGCUACAGCAUCUUUUCGGUUGCUGAAUUCAUUCAGUCAAUGUAUUCAGUUAUUUAAAAGAAAACCAUUCAAUCAAGUAAUUCAGGUCUGAUUUCGGCAAGCUUCUAAAUAUAAUGCCCAGGAUUGCUAGGAAUAGGUUCCUUGCUUGAGAAACCAUGGGGAGGGGGGCUAUCUGUUUGGAUGGUCUAAAAAAGUGGCAGGGCCAGAGAUUUGCAGGAGUCCAAAGGCAAGCGACCACAAAUAAUCAGCACUUAAAAACUGGAGGUGGGAACAAGUAGAGGUUUACUGUAUCUCAUUCUGAAAAGGAGGCUCUGAGUCCUCGCAGUGCUUAAGCACACACUUCACUCUUGGCAUCUCCUAGAGUGCAACCGUUGGGUGACAGCAGCAUGUGGGUGGACAGAGUGACAAUGUCAUCCGCUUACAUGUUAAACUCUACCUGGUUUGGGUCCUUUAAAAGGGCGAAUGUAAACACUGAGGAGGAACCUGGAAGGGGUGGCACACAGGACUUUAAAUUAUGGUGGCUGGAAGGUAUGGGCAGGAGAAAGAAAGAUACACAGGAAUGUGUGUUUAAAAAUGGGGAGGGGAUUUUUAAAAAAGCAAAAUAUAUAUUAGGGGUUUUAAAAGAACCAAUUUUGUUUGCAUUGAGCCAAGUGCAAUGGAGUGCAUAGUUUUAAUAUCUUUGUAUGUUAAAGAUUGUUAAGAAGAAGAGAAAAAAUCUAUUUUUGUUGCAAAGUCCUCUGUUCCCAGGGACUCUAAAUAAAUAGGGACAAAAGAAAAACCCAACCUUUGUAAGUAUGGGGAAAAAACUUUUUCUGUUUAUUUUUUCAUUUGUUUACUUUUCCUUUUUCUUGUUUGUUUUUUAAAUCCUUUUUUUAAAAAAAAUAAUUGAUAAUGAUCGGGGUUUGGUUUUGUUUUUUCCUUUUCCUCAUUAGUUUUGUCGUUUUAUGGGAGGGCUGAAGGCAAAAGUUUUUCACACGCAAAAAUAAAAUUGUAAACAAAACAAAACACUGUAUCAGGUUAAAAACAUAGAAGAAAACUGCAAAAUUAAAAUUAAAGAAAAGGACAACAAAAAAACCCUAAAAAUCAUAAAAGAAGAAAAAAGAUUAAAAAUACAAAACCUGGUGCUUCUUACAAUAUAAAAUACAUUAAAAUCUCUAUUAUACAUAGUUUAUGAACCAAUUAAUUGUUAUCAUAAAGCACAUUUUAGGAAACAUGCAUUAUCCCUUCUUUAUGUUUAGCUGAAAGGGGCAGCGGGCCUUGCAGUCAAACGCACCAGCAAGUCUCUGGCAGCUUCUCAUGGAUCUUCCCAGGUUGCCGAGUGAGAUGGGUGACGGUGAGAUUGCCACGGCAAAGGUUCCUGCACAGGCCGUGGUUCUCUGCCUCCUUUCACCCCUUUCUCCCCUCUCCCCCUCGCAUCACUUGCCACCGCACCCCCCUUCUAUCUUGGUUCACCUGGCUUGUUUCUCUCCAACCCCCGCAUAGAGCUAAGCAAAACCAAUUGACUUUGGGAAUGCCUUUGAUUUCUUCUCUCCUAGUGAGCCAAAUCUGCAGCGUGCGCUCUCUCUCCCCCUCUCCCUCUCUCAUCUUUCAGGGGCUCCUCUUUGGGAAGAGGAGCCGCCUUGUGAUCUCACCAGCAUCCCGUCCAUUGAACUCCUUCCAUCCUCCCCUAAGUUGCUUCUUUUCAGCCCUCGCUUGCCCUCUUUCUCACAGCCUCCCCACCGUGGUUCCUCUCAACUCCCUCCCUUCCCUUGCUGGCUUUCGGGGCGGUGGGUGGGGCAGGGGGCAAAGCAGCAGUGCAUACUCCCCCAACCCCAACCCCCUUGCCCCACAGCCUCUCAGAGCAUGGAAGGUUGACUUGGAGAAACGUCUCGCUUCAGGGAAGGACCAAGAUGGAUGGUAUUGCCUUACUCCCACCCCGCUUAACUGGCCAGCUGACAUAGUGCCUUUUGUAAACCCAUCUUCCGCUGGAACAGAUGGACCGCAUGCUCUGCCGGGGUGGGUGGGUGGGUUACUGGAAAUCCCGCCCCUUCCCCCCUUUGACCCAUGUGCUCAAUACAGGGGAAAGCAAUAAACAGCCAAGCCUCGACCAGCAAGAGGGAAUUGUGGCCAUGGCUAAACGCAGUGGUGCCUCGUUCUCUUUGGCCGGCUUCUGCUGCCCCAUGCAUAAGAGAGGGCCAGCGCCACCCAGGAGAGAGGGAAGGAUGCGUGCCACCCAAGCAGCAGCGCUGAAGGCUGCGUGGAUUUCUCUCGGCAGCCUUUCUGAGCAGGGGGCCCUAUCUGCCAUCUUGCAUGGGGCCCUCAGCCCCUCUCGGGUGAUGCUUAGUCGGGGCCCUUGAUGCACCCAGCGGCUGCUGGUGGCUCCUCUGGGAGCCCUGAGGGGUGUUAGGUUCACAAAUCCCAAGAUGAUUUCAGUUUGGACUGGACUGCCCUACCAGGGCUUCGUCCGACAAACCUACUGAGACCCUCCUUGCCCUCCCUUGGGCACCUUAUCUGUGGUGGGAGGGGGAGGGAGGGUGUCCCUUGGCUUGAACUUAACCCACGUGGCCAAGAGCAGUCACCCUGUGCUCCGAAAAGGAUCCUCAGGCCCUCACUUUAUUCGGAUCUCUCACCUUCUGUCUCUCGCUUUAGGAAUAACCGUGGAGCGUUCCUGUCCUUGAGCAUUCCUGUCCUUCCUGGCCAGAUCCCUUCCGCAGCCCCCUUUCUCUCCCUUUUUUGCUGACCCCCCACCUUCUGCAUGCACCCCCCUCCCCACCCACCGCGAACCCCCAAACCCACUUCUCUCGCUCGGCAGUAAAACCUUGAGAUCCAUGAAACUGCAGCUUCCCUGACUGCAACCCACCCCUGCCCCUUUGAACAAGUUUCUUCCUUGGUUAAGAAACGCAGUAUAUAUAUGAGUACAGUACAGUAUAUAUAUAGUACUAAUGGAAUUUGGUGUGCUUUUUCUCCUCAUCCGCCCCCCCCCCCGUCCCCGACCGUACCCCCUUGCCUCUCCUGCGCCUCCCCUAUGCCCCCUUCGUGUCUUUGAGUCUGUUCUUCCGAACCCCCUCCUUCCCUCCCACCCACCCCCCGCACUUGAAAAUAAAAGGUAGUUCUUCGUCUGUUUUUGUUCUUUCUGAAGUUUCUUCCGUGUCUAGCAGAAUGCAGGUAGCCAUAUGUUAUAACUGUCAAUAUUGCUUCACGACAAAAAAGAAAAAAAGGAAAAAAAAAGGAAAAAUCCAAACUGUUUUAUCAUUUUUGCCUGAGCUUUCUUCGGCUUUCUCCAUUGGAAUGGCUUAUUGUGUUAUGUGAAUUUAAAAAAAAAAAGAGGGGGAAAAAGAAAAAAAAUUCAAAAUAUGUUUAAAAAAGAGGAAAAAAAACUACAUAUACUUUAAAAAAGAAAAAAAAAUCACCGGCUUCCCUCUUUCCUUGUCCCACCAAUUCCUUCCUCAGAGCAGAGAUGGGAAGCCCAGUGGAGGGGAGUGCCGAGGGCUCCACAACAAUGUGUGUCUGUCUGUGUUGGUGGGUGGUUUUUUUCGGGGGUGGGGGGGUCUGUGUCCCUUCUUUCCCCAUUCCCAUUCCUUUCUGGAGGAGCUGCUCAGAAACAUCAAGAAUAGACCCAUUCCCUCCAUACGCCCACCGCCCGCCCGCCAUCCCUUUGGUCAAAUUGUAAAGUGCCUAAUUAAGAGGUCAUUUUUUCAGCGGCAAAGACAAUACUUCAGUUCCUCCUCACGUAUCCUUUAGGAUUGGGCAUCUCGGAGUGAUGCCUCCUGGCACGACACCUGCUGACAUGUGGAGGGAGGGCAGCUGCUGUGGAUCCGGCAGCUGGAGGCAGCACCGCUCACCUCCCACAACCCUUCCCCUCCCCAAAGCACUUCUCUCCCCUCCGGGCUCCCUUGUAGCUGGAGAGGGAGAAACGCUUGUGGGCGCAGGCAGGAGAGGAAGGCAAGCCAUGGGGGGAAGGGGGCUCAGAACCCCUUUUGCUCUGAAACUCCCUUUAUCGGGGCAGACCCACAUGGAAAAGAUGGCUCCGCUGCGGUCAAUUCUAGUUAGGCCCAGAGCUUCACAGCCCGGGGUCAGCUUUUGACUUGGGAGUCCAGCCCUGAAGUCAUGAGGUACAGAGGUCCAGUUUUCAGAAGCGGCUCAGCCCCCUGUUGGGUUUCCACAGGCCCACAGCUUUUCCACAGCAUCUUCCUAGGCUGAGCUAACAUGGUGGUCGUCUGUCGAAAGACACUGGUGGUUUCACAGGUCACUCCAGCCAGGGCCAUCUUAAGCAUAUCCGGCGCCGUGGUGCAAAGCCCCCU